Molecule: messenger RNA, 759 nt
Organism: Didymodactylos carnosus
Lineage: Eukaryota; Metazoa; Rotifera; Eurotatoria; Philodinida; Philodinidae
Source: the annotation of a GenBank genome assembly
AUGUCGACCCUAGCGUCUAUUCCAACAGCACAUUGGUAUGUGUAGUUUAUCAAUUCCAUUGCACCGCAGAUGACCAAGCUUGUACAUCUCAAGAACAACAAGCCGGAACAAUCAAAUGGAUAUCCACCUAUACCGAUAUUACCACCUGUCAGACAAUGAUGUCUCAACCAAUGGUAUAUAUGAAUGUAAAAUGUUGUGCUACUGAUCUAUGCAAUCCUACACCAAAUGCAAAUGGUGGUCUGGCUAUUCAACCAUUUAUCACCAUAUCGAUAGUAUGGAGUUUUCUUACAAUUGUUAUUAAUUUCAAAAACUAAACUCAGUACGUCACAAUGACUAACGAUGAAAUCAAAACUAUUCUACUAUCCAUCCCAAAAUACAAGACCCGUGGGCAUUUUUUGAAUAACUCUUGAUAGGAAUGAGACAGAGACCUGCGAUUUCCGCUGUUCAAUAGCCAAGGCUUGAGCAGAACUUUUCACAAGCGGAAGUAACCUUUGAAAAAAUUCCAGAGAUCGGAUUUCCAGAGGAUCUUUGGCAAACCAGCUCCGUUCUCAGAAAACUAACAUACAAUGUUAGUAAUUCUUUUGCAUGAGUAGAUAGUCCGGACGUUACUCUACAAAAUUAUGCAAGUCCCAGCUCUCUAGCUAUCGUCGUUCGGGCAGGGCUCGCUUUCCCCGAACACGUGUCUAUCUCCGAGCAGACAUCUCUGGGAAUCUCAAAAUGCCAUGGACUAUAGGUAAUCGACUACGCUGAGCAUAGUAG